Pogoniulus pusillus (Red-fronted tinkerbird) is the source of this 1863-nucleotide messenger RNA. RefSeq lists its product as uncharacterized. The record is from RefSeq and is a predicted model, not a curated record. NCBI's taxonomy places the organism in Eukaryota, Metazoa, Chordata, Aves, Piciformes, Lybiidae. The transcript has 11 exons. The coding region runs from base 109 to 1863 and encodes 584 amino acids.
ACACUGAGCGAGAGGCAGCUGGUGGCUGCCACGGCCCAGACCCCCCUGACGUGGCUCUGCCAUCCCAGCCCCUACCUCUAUAGUGGACCUCAACCAGCCCCAGCCAGCAUGACCCUGGAGUUCGUGGCUGUCCUCUCAAAAGAGCUGAAGCUGGAGGCAGGCUCUGAGGUCUGUGUGGUCUUCCACAAGGGACCUGGCUCCUGCCAGGAGUUCGCCAAGAUGAAGAAGACGAAAAGUGGCAGGUUGCUGAUAGGCAGUGCCAGCAUCCCCCUGGCCGACCUGCGGGGACAGCCUGUCCACUACAGAUAUGCCAUCGUCAACCUCAGGGACCUCAUAGGCCAGGCCAGAAGCUGCCAACUGGAGGAACUUUCUGGAGACAACCUGAAUGUUCAGGGCAAGAGAGGUCCCUUCUACCGUGUCCUGGCUGUACCCCCAGAGGAGAUCAAAGCAGAGGGAACCUGGACCUUCUUUGAGCACAUUGAGUGCAGCUUUCCCGACAGCAGCUCCAAGUUCUCCAACAUCUUGUCCAAGGCCUCCAGUGGUAAGCUCCAGAUGGAGCAUCUGGUGAGUGAGUUCCAGGCUCCCCCCACCUCGAGCUCCCUUGAGAAGAUGGAGAGGAGACUUGAGAGCUUCAGCCUCAGCUGCAGGAUCUGUCUCUGGGACAUGGACAGAGAAGAAGAAGUUUUGCUCUACCACAGCAUGGAGAAGGUGAGGAGCAGUAUCAGCCACUUCCUAGAAGGGAUCAUCAAGCACCCCAAGCCAAAGAAGCAGCAAGGACUGCUCAGGAUCCUGUUUGCCAUCCACAUCUCCAUUAAGUUCAAGAUCGACCUCCCAGCAGACUCCAUCUCCGAGGCUGAAGAUGGCCUCCAGGACCUCAUCUUCACUGAGGACACAUAUAAAGAGCUGAGAAGGAAAAGCAAGUACUUUGCAGCUCUGAGGGAGAUGUGUCUCAGCACCACUCAGGGCACCUUCUGGAUCUGGCUGGUGCCACUGCUCUACGCCAUGGAGGAGGAGACAGGAAAGGAUCCUCUUCCCCAAACAGACCUUCCACGAGGAAUCUUCAUCCGCCUCAGGCAAGAGAAAGAGAAGCAAAGAAAAAUCCAGAAGAUGAUAGCUGCUCACAAGACCUUGAUUGAAAGGUGCUCUCCACUGGCCAAUAUGGUGCUGCUGAUGGUCCCCAUGAAGAGUUUCUCCAAGGGUGCUUUGCCUGGCAUUCACCUUCCACUCCAGCUCCUCCUGAAGACCAUCUACAUACGCAUCAUAGAGAGCAAAGGAAGCUCUUGGCAAGUGCCUGAGAAGCAUUUGAACCUGGCUUUGGAGAACACUGUCUCCAGGAUGGACACCUGGCUGAAGAACCUGUGCCCAUUGAGCUCUUCAAAGCCACUGCUUAGUCCCGAGCUGGAGGAUGAGAUCUUUGACUGUCUGAACAUCAUCUAUGUCUUGUUGAUGCAGUUCCUGAAGGACCAGAUGUCCUUCUGCACCAUCAUGGCCAUGCUGAAGAUGCUUGAGGUAUAUAAUGGCCAAGAGGACUUCCUGCAAGCCAGCAAGGGGUCAGGACUGGGGCCAGACCUGGUCAGCAUCUUCAGCAACAACCUGGAUGAGGGCACAGGAGACCUUGGACAGGCUGAGGGCUGGGCAGAGAGGAACAUGGAGAGGCACAAGCAGGACAAGUGGAGGGUCCUGCCCCUGGGGAGCAGCCACCCCCUGGGCUGGCAGAGGGGAGGAGUUGCCCUGCUGGGAAGCAGCUCCACGGAGGGGAAAGUGGUGGACACCAAGCUGGCCAUGAGCCAGCAAGGUGUCCUCGUGGCCAAGAAGGCAAAUGGUCUCCUGGGGGGCACGAAGAAGAGUGUGGGCAGCAGGUGA